AUGGAACUAGUAAGAAAAUAUUUUGAAUCUCUGAAGAUUUCAGAAUGGAAGCUAGGGCUGCUAGAUGGUAGGCAUCUCCUAAUCCAGCUGACUAAAGAGGACGACUAUGCCAGAAUUUUUGCAAAGCAAUCCAUCAUCAUAGCUGGAACAGAAAUGAAAAUUUUAAAAUGGUCACCUGAUUAUGAUCCAUCACGAGAACCUCCCACAGUGCCUAUAUGGUUUAAGUUACCUAAACUGCCUUCGCAUCUAUUUAAACUGAAUGCAUUGUUCAUUAUUGGGUGCACCUUGGGUACACCCUUGAAGGUUGAUGCUGCUACUUUUAAUAAGGCCAGACCAGCCAGUGCAAGAGUUUUAGUGGAAAGGGAUGUCACCCUUCCUGAUGUCAAAAGAAUUUGGAUUGGGGACAAUCAUAGGGGGUUUUGGCAAGAAGUCAUCAUUGAGCAAAGACCACAUUACUGCCAACAUUGCAAAAUGUUUGGACAUAAUAUGGAGAGAUGUUAUAGGUUGAAACCCCCCAUAAGAAGGACUCACCAACAACCUCAACAGGAGUUGGAGGAUGCCAAUAUCAAUAUCCAGGAAGUUGGAAAUAUAGAAGUACAAAAGAAGACUUUGAUUGCUGAAGGGACUGAUGAGUCUCUCACCCAAAAGGACUCACCCUGUGUGGCAGGGACAGUUAGAAUUGGAAGCAAAGUUGCUGGCCAAAUAUCUAUAAAGGCUAAGAAACUGGAGAUCCAACCAGAGGCUGAGUCAGUGGGGGAGGAGUUACUUACCUCCCCAUCUCCCAAAAAUGUGAAGAACCCAGUGGUGGAUUUAGCGGUGGAACUGUCCAGUCAGAAACUAGUAGAAGAUAUGAAUAAAGAGCUGGAGUCAGAUUGA
Phalaenopsis equestris is the source of this 876-nucleotide messenger RNA. RefSeq lists its product as uncharacterized. The record is from RefSeq and is a predicted model, not a curated record. The coding region runs from base 1 to 876 and encodes 291 amino acids. NCBI's taxonomy places the organism in Eukaryota, Viridiplantae, Streptophyta, Magnoliopsida, Asparagales, Orchidaceae. The transcript has a single exon.